Molecule: messenger RNA, 42719 nt
Organism: Pelobates cultripes (western spadefoot toad)
Lineage: Eukaryota; Metazoa; Chordata; Amphibia; Anura; Pelobatidae
Source: the annotation of a GenBank genome assembly
GCGCGAGUCACGUGGCCACGCAGUACGGGGUAGAGAGAAGUUUGCAGCGCUAGAGACUCAAAGGAAAACAUCGCUGACGGCGGAGCGGAUUCUGUAUGUAGACAGCGCGCCCGGUCCUCUGUCAUAGCUCGGCUAUAGCGCUCCCCCAGCACUGUCUGCCUGUCCCCCCCUUCCCUCAUUCUGUGUGCUCCCUGUCCGGCUUCCUGCCCCCCAUUGUCUGCUCAUUGUGAGGCUCACACGGAGCUCUCUGUCUGCUCCACUCGCCCCUUCCCUGCAAUAACCCAGUGACUCACUCUCCCUCCCUCCCUCCCACCCAUAUUAUAUUAUAUAUUAACCUGCCCAUUCUAUAUUAUAUUAUAUAUUAACCUGCCCAUUCUAUAUUAUAUUAUAUAUUAACCUGCCCAUUAUAUAUUAUAUAUAUAUAUAUAUAUUAACAUUGCUCAGCUUAUAGUGUUAUAUUCUUUAACACAAUACAUUGUGCCAUACUGAAUGCAUACUCCUGUCUUAUUAGGUGAAUACCUGUACAAUGUGCUACAUUACAUGACAUAUCACACCUGUACAAUGUGCUACAUUACAUGGCAUAUCACACCUGUACAAUGUGCUACAUUACAUGGCAUAUCACACCUGUACAAUGUGCUACAUUACAUGGCAUAUCACACCUGUACAAUGUGCUACAUAACAUGGCAUAUCACACCUGUACAAUGUGCUACAUAACAUGGCAUAUCACACCUGUACAAUGUGCUACAUAACAUGGCAUAUCACACCUGUACAAUGUGCUACAGUACAUGACAUAUCACACCUGUACAAUGUGCUACAUUACAUGGCAUAUCACACCUGUACAAUGUGCUACAUUACAUGGCAUAUCACACCUGUACAAUGUGCUACAUUACAUGGCAUAUCACACCUGUACAAUGUGCUACAUUACAUGGCAUAUCACACCUGUACAAUGUGCUACAUUACAUGGCAUAUCACACCUGUACAAUGUGCUACAUUACAUGGCAUAUCACACCUGUACAAUGUGCUACAUUACAUGGCAUAUCACACCUGUACAAUGUGCUACAUUACAUAUCACACCUGUACAAUGUGCUACAUUACAUGGCAUAUCACACCUGUACAAUGUGCUACAUUACAUGGCAUAUCACACCUGUACAAUGUGCUACAUUACAUGGCAUAUCACACCUGUACAAUGUGCUACAUUACAUGGCAUAUCACACCUGUACAAUGUGCUACAUUACAUGGCAUAUCACACCUGUACAAUGUGCUACAUUACAUGGCAUAUCACACCUGUACAAUGUGCUACAUUACAUGGCAUAUCACACCUGUACAAUGUGCUACAUUACAUGGCAUAUCACACCUGUACAAUGUGCUACAUUACAUGGCAUAUCACACCUGUACAAUGUGCUACAUUACAUAUCACACCUGUACAAUGUGCUACAUUACAUGGCAUAUCACACCUGUACAAUGUGCUACAUUACAUGGCAUAUCACACCUGUACAAUGUGCUACAUUACAUGGCAUAUCACACCUGUACAAUGUGCUACAUUACAUGGCAUAUCACACCUGUACAAUGUGCUACAUUACAGCACAUAUCACACCUGUACAAUGUGCUACAUUACAUGGCAUAUCACACCUGUACAAUGUGCUACAUUACAUGGCAUAUCACACCUGUACAAUGUGCUACAUUACAUGGCGUAUCACACCUGUACAAUGUGCUACAUUACAUGGCGUAUCACACCUGUACAAUGUGCUACAUUACAUGACGUAUCACACCUGUACAAUGUGCUAGAUUACAUGACGUAUCACACCUGUACAAUGUGCUAGAUUACAUGGCGUAUCACACCUGUACAAUGUGCUACAUUACAUGACGUAUCAUAACUGUACAAUGUGCUAGAUUACAUGGCGUAUCAUACCUGUACAAUGUACAUUACAUGGCCUACCAUACAUGUGCCAUCUGCUAUAUUAUUUGUCAUAGGGGCCCUUUAUAUACCUGUACUAUGUGAUAUAUUACAUGACAGACUACAGGGGCCCCAUAUAUACACCCAUGCCAUCUGCUAUAAUACCUGACAUACCAGAGGGGGCCCUUACCUUUUUCUCUAUAGUGUCAAUGUUUGAUAAACCACCUAACAUGCAGAGCUAUGAUUCCCUGCCAUCCCACCCCAGAAUACCUGCCCUUGCAGCACCUUGGUUUUUUACCGUGAUUUUACUGUGCUCACACCCCCUUGUUUAUUAACCCAGAGUUCCCAUGCUCACAGCCUUCCUUGUUUAUUGACUCAGAGCUCGUGUCAUGCUCCUCCUUGUUUAUUGACUCAGAGCUCCUGUGUCAUGCCCUCCCUCCCCCAAGUUAUUGACCCAAUGCUCCUGCGUCAUGCCCCCCCCCCCCAUUUUUCUUUUUAAUUUUUUUUUUUUAUCAAUAACGUAUUAUUCACCUAACUUAAAUUCCCACUUCCCUUUUAGCUUCUUUUUUUUGUGUGUUGUCUCAUCAUCAUGUCUCCUUAAAGGACCACUAUAGUGCCAGGAAAACAUACUCGUUUUCCUUGCACUAUAGUGCCCUGAGGGUGCCCCCACCCUCAGGGACCCCCUCCCGCCCGGCUCUGGAAAGGGGAAAAGGGGUAAAACUUACCUUUUUCCAGCGCUGGGCAGGGAGCUCUCUGCCUCCGAUCCUCCUCCUCGCUCUCCCCGCCGAUUCAAUGCUUUCUAGGAUCGCUAUGCGUUUCCUCACUGUGAUUUUCACAGUGAGAACACGAAGAAUUCUCUAGCGGCUGUCAAUGAGACAGCCGCUAGAGGCUUUGGGGGAAGGCUUAACCCAUUUAUAAACAUAGCAGUUUCUCUGAAACUAUGUUUAUAAAAAAAUGGGUUAACCCUAGCUGGACCUGGCACCCAGACCACUUCAUUAAGCUGAAGUGGUCUGGGUGCCUAGAGUGGUCCUUUAAGGGCUGAUGCGUGACUCUCAUCCUUACUGUUACUCUCGUUUUCCCCUGUUCAGUUUAUGACCACCCAAUGCCUCUUUAUGCAUGCUGAUCUCACUCAGUGCUGGAUUGACUUGUGAGGUACCCACACUGCAAUUAGUGUAUCUGGUAGCAUUGAUGUGAAAAUUAACAGUAAUCUUGCUGUGACAGUGUUGAGACGUCUUUGUCUAUGAUCGGGUUGGAUAAAUUUGUAAUUUGAACGGUAUCUUGGUCUACUCUGCUCUAUAUAAAGACUUGAUCUCUGUUAAAACAACAAUAGGUGGCAUAGGGAAAUUCCACAAAAGCUUUCUAACAAAUAUUUAAUAAUUUCUUACUUUAAACAGGUGGUGGGAACAUUGGCCUGCCACACCUGCACAAAAGAUGAUUAGAGGUAUUCAUUCUAUUUAUACAGCAUAUUGAAUUUAUUGCAAGGUUCUCUGUUACUGGAGAUUAAAUUAGCUUUAAUGGCUAUAGCUCAGCUAAUGGGCAGGGCGCUCUUUACCGUUUAUUAGUCUGUAUAUUGUAAUGUAUUCACCCCCACUCCCAAUUGUACAGUGCUGUGGCAUAUGUUGGCAUUUUAAAAAUGCCAGUGAUCAAUGUUUUCGAUGGGGGUUGCAGUCACAUGACCGAAUGUUAUUUAGUUACUGCAUUAUGAAGGACCUUUAGUGGCUGUCAAUGUGACAGCCACCGGGGGUGUGUUUAACCCUGCAAUGAAAGCAUUGCUUCACAAAUUCAAAAAUCAAGAAGUUCCUGAGUGAUCCAGGGUAGCAGGGAGGUAUGGGACUGUAAUAUCCCAAAUUACUAUUUAUGUGAGUAGCAAAAGCCAAACACCUUCUUUUAUUUUUAUUUUUUUCACCGUUAUUAGCACUUAUAGUUGUUUGCCUGCAUCCAUUCAUUCUGUGGUGUUUUAUAGUUUUGAUAUUGUCUUCUUGAUUUGUAUAGUUUAUUUAAAUGUUAUCUGUAUCGAAUUGCGUACGGUCAAGGUCUGCACUGUGUUUGUGUAACAUUUUGUUUAAAUUCAGCCUUCAUUGAUUUUCUAAAGUAAUACAAAGGUUUGUGUUAGUCAUACAAGACCUGGGAAUUAAUGGUAACAUUAGACCCAGUUGAACUUUAUUUAGUCUUUUGCAUUUGUUAUUAUAAAUAGCUCUGCCUCCCUGCUACGGUAGUAUGAACAAACUUGUGGAAAUUCUUUGUGUUUUUAAAACGACGCUGUAAGCACCAUAACUACAUUUCACUGAUGUGACUCUAGUGUCUGGACUCACCUGAUGCUGUUCAACCGUUCAGUGUUGAACUGUUUUGGAACUAUUUGACACUAUUUGAUGGAUAGUGGGCUCUCUGGAAAUUACAUGUGGUGUCUUAUUUAUUGAAUAAAACUCUACAGAAAUGUCCUGGGUGAAUUAGUUUGGUUUGGUGUGUAUUAAAAACCGACUGGACAAACCGACUGAAAUAAAUAUUUGCUACAGUAUACUAAACAUUAACUUGUGGUAACAUAUGAACCAGCUUGGAAAACUUUAAAGGACACUCCAAACCCCUAAAGAACUUUAGCUAGCUAGAAAGUUUUAUGUGUGAAGAGUGUGCCCUAUUUUUGAAUUAAAAAAAAAAAGAAGCAGAUUUCAAUAGAAAUUGACACUUUUCUAAAUCAUACUAGAUAAACCCCCUUUGACUUUCAAGCAGGCAACAGGUCCUGUUACUUCCUGGUUUGGUUAGCAUAUUUGCACUUAACUCAAAAGGCAUUAAUUGCCCAGAGCAUCUGCCUUGCAAGAUUUCCCAUUGAGCUGCAUUGGGAUGUCUGUGAUUGGACAGCCACAGAAAGUUUGGGCGGGGCUAGAAGAGGAGGGUUUAUAAAGGCAGUAGACAAGAGAAGUGCGGUUUUUGCAAGCUGAUUUUAGAAAUAUCCCCAAUGAAAAAAAAAUCAUAAUUAAAUGCUUGCACGUUUUCUAUUUGUGGUGUAUAUCUACUAAACAGUGAUUUUUAUUUAUUUUGUAUUUGGGCAGUAAAAUAUCCCUUUUAAAGGGUUACGCCAACCAACUUCUGUUUUUAAAACUGGUCAUAAAGGAAGGAAUCUUUAUGUGCAUUGUGUUUGCUUGAAACUCGGCACAUGCAGAGAAAUAUGCACUUUUGUGCAGAGGGCUAGUUACACCCUCAGCACAUUUGACUUGGGCAGCCCAGAACCCUGUUCACAAAAAUGUGUGUAUUUGCCAUUGUCCUCUGUGUGUAACUAUUACGUAUGUAUUAUAUUUUUACUUUGUGACUUUAUAAUUCAGAUUAAUAUUUCAGACACUCCUCCUUACAUGCACAAUAUUAACAUUAUGUCAUUUAUUUUAAAUAUUUUCUUAUGGGAUUAAGUUAAAUAUUAGUGUUUUCACAUUUCAAUUUCACGUUUCAAUAUAAAUCAGUAGAUAUUACUUUCUCGAGACAGAGGUACUUAAGAAUUUUUCUUAGACCUGCAGGGCUACUGCUCUGUAAAAUGGAAACAUUGAGAAACACUGGUUUAGUGGAUAGGCCUCAGAGAGAAUAGCUGCACUUGGGAGGAUGAAUUCUUAUGUAAAGAAAGCUCCGACCAUAUCACCUUUGUCCUUCUUGCGUUUCUGGUUAAGACUUUUACUUAUGCCGUAUGAAGGUAUUUAUGGAACUCAGCAGUUCCACAAACCUGCAUAACACAUUACUCUUAUGUCUAACUACUUCUAGACAGCAAAGUGAACACAACCCUUAGGCUUGUCUUGUACCUAUUAGUAUUGGUUCUAAUCUUUCUUCUUAACAGGGUUGAUUUUUGGUGGGAUUUUCAGAUACUUUUAACAAAAUACAGUAUUCGUUUUUUAUUUUUUUUGGUAUGUUCUGUUACUGUCCGUUGUGUGCCUCCAAGAUGACUGGCCAAUCCAAUGUUCCUAAUAUAGGAACAUUGGGGCACGUAGGCACAUGCGCGGCGCUCACCAUGAUGCGCCUACAAUUCUUUCACAGAGAAUCAUUGUAUUAAAUGAUUCUCUAUGGCCGACCGUGACUGCGCAUGCACACAACGUCACAGUAUGAGACUCCGGAAGUACGAUUUCUGGAUCUCAUUCUCAUAGUGCUUGGAGGCGUGGCUUGAAACUGCGCUUCCAUAGCUUCUAAUUAGCUUAAUUUUGGGUUUUGGAGGGAAGGACAGGGGGACAGGACUGCAGGUACUAUAACUUCAAUAAGUGUCCCUUUAAGCCUUGAGCUCCACCAUUUUGUCAUAAUUGUCAAGCAUAGGAAAAAUACAUAAGACAAAGUAGUCUGUACUUUGUCUUGUUUUUUUUUUUUUAAGAGAAAUAGAUCAGAAAAGAAGAGCAGAUUCAGAAAGAGAAAACAGGAGAGAGGUAAGUUUUGAGGUGAAAGCCAUUUUAUUCUGUUUGAUAAGACUACAGCUGAGGUUUUCCCAUGUCUGAUCUUUUUUGCCUGCAUUUUGCCAUUUGGAUUUGAUUCAAUAAAGUUUAGUGAUAUUCUUUUGAAAUUGAAGCCUUUAGUGAUGCAAUAGCACAUUUGACAGCAUGUUACUAAAAUGCAGUGUUUACCUCUGUUAAUUUUAGUUUGUUCAGCUGUGUAACGGAUAAGAAUGAGUUUGUUGUUUCUUUGGAUCAUGAUGCUACCCAUACCUCAUAGAAAGUUUGUACUGUAGCGAAAAGUUUAUUUUGUGGAGUUGGAGUGCCUACAUUUUGUUAGAGUACUCUAGCCGAACGAUAUUUCCAUGAAGCAGUGUUAUUUCUUGGUAUGUGUAUAACAGUUCCAGGGUGCAGUAGUUGUGGCAUUCAAAAAUUCAACAUGACUUCAAAGCUUCUCAUAAGACUGAGAUUAGAUUCAACUGUCCUGUGUUCCUCUCCAUCCUUGAAGUUUUUGUUUGUUUUUAUUUGAACAGUGAAGCUGGUUAACCAGAAAGUCUUAAUGUACACAAUGCUAAUUUCAUAUGAACAGUAUACCCAUUAAUAUAGCUUAAAGGAAUACUCCAAGCAACAUAAUCACUCCAGCCUGCUGUAGUGGUUAUGGUAUCAGGAGUUCCCUGGCGCUGUCCUAGUGUAAUAUAUCCAACUGUUUUUUGUUUUUUUUUACAGUUUUACAACAUACUCAGUCUGUCUAUUCCUACAGUAGAAGGCGGAACUCUCUAUUAGACCAAUCUAGGACCACACUCAUUGGCUGAGAGAGCAUACUUGCAUAGGCCUAACGGUCCAGGUUCACUUUCAGGAUAUACUUUAAUACAACACGGACAACUGCAACUCACCACUAGUUUAUCUGCUUCUCAAAACUAUACUCAUCAGUCCGUUGUCCAUAACUAAUAUAUUUUUGCUUCUCGUAACUUCCUUUGCUCAGUUUUGACUAAACGUGUUCUCCUUUCUGCUCCCUAUUAUUGGAAUACCCUACCCUUCAGAUGUCUCCAAGCCAUCCCAACUUCAGUGUCAAACCCAAAUUGCUCUUACACUGUACAUUACAUUAAUGGGAUUUAUAUACUGAUUUCAUAUUUUGUUUAUUGCAGUAUUGUCACAAAUUGAUCAUCUUACUAUAUGUAUGCCCCCACACCCCUCAAUUCAAAUUUGGGUUGCUACUAAUUAAAUAACUUUUUAUUGUUUUUAGUAUUGAUUGUGUGUGUCCUGGUUUUGUUUUGAUGAGGGAGCUGUAUUAGUGUAUUUCAGGAGUCCUCAUCAUGCCAAGAAGGAUGCUAACGCCUCACAAGUCUGUUUUCUCUUACUCCCGGCCCCCAAAGUGGCUAAAUGGUCCAAUUACCAUGAACUCGGCCAGAUGUGGGUACCGCGUCUUUUCCGCCAACUCCAGCGCAGUGUGUAUGGAACUGGCCAAGAAAAUCACAGAGUAAGUGCCUGGUAGUGGGGUAAAAGUUUAUAAUAUAGAAGUAAGAUUGCAUUUUUAGGGGGGUGGGGUGCAAAAUAAACUCUUGUUGGCACCCAGACCACUUUAUUGAGAUAGAAUGGUCUGGGUGCAUAUAGUGUCUAACAAUUAAAAAAUGUAAUCGCAUAACACAUUUUAAUCAGAUGACAAACAUUUUUUAAAAUGUACUUUAAAGGACUGUUUCCAUCUGCAAAACAUGCAGAUGGAAGACUCCAGGUUAGCUAGAUUUUUACGUCUAAACUCGAACACAGUUUUUAAGCUAUGUAAUAUGCAGAGGAAUAUGUUGUUGAACCAUGGAGUUAAUUGCUUACACCUCCUGUUCUUUAUGUUUCUGGUAAUAUAUGUAACUUUCCCAGUACCAAGGAGCAUUUUAACUUGCUAAAAUGUUUUGUGUGAAGAGUGUCUUCUCCUUUAUUUUUACAGAAGAAAUUGGCAUUUUAUAAAUUAACCUAAUUACACCCCCUGGCUUUCAAGCAGACAACCCGUCCUACUACUUCCUGGUUUGUUUGCUCAGUGGAGUUAAACUCAAGAGGCAGCAAUUGCUCAGAGCACCUGCCUUGAAAAGACUUUUCAUUGAGCUGCAUCGGGAAGCCUGUGAUUGGACAGUCUCAGAACGUCUGGGCAGGGUUAGAAGGGGAGGGUUUAUAAAGAGAUCUUCAUUUUUGCAAGCUGUUUUUAGAUAUACUGCAAAUGAAAAUAAUUAUAAUUAAAAGCAUGGAUGUUUUCAUCGUGGGGUAUAUCUACUAAAAAUUAAGAUUUAUAUUUUUUUUUAUUUAAGCAGUGGGAGUGUCCCUUUAAACUCUUUAUCAAGAUUUGUCAUGUGUUGGAAAAAUGCAUGAACCAAAGUAGUCCCUCUAUUUAUAUUUUGAAGAGUAAUAGAAGAAAUAAACAGAUUCUGAAGCAGAAGAGGAGAGGAAACAAUAGGAGAAACACAAGUUUUAUUUGACAGAAUCACUUGAACUAAAUCAUUAAUAUUCAUCAGAUGAGUGUUUACUCCACACAGUGCCACUCCAAACAUAUUAUUGUGAACUGCAUUUCGGAGAAACAGACGUUGCGGAAGGAAGCCAGGUGGUGUCAAGUAAAAAAAUAUUUUACUUUAAAUAUUGCAGAUUUAUUAAACAUACUGGUGGGGAUGAUAUCAAUUCGCAUGCAUAGCGUAGGAAAGUGACAGGCCGAAUAGUUGUAAAGGUUUUUACUUUAACAAAAAUUAUAUUUUCUGUUUUUUAUUUCAGGCGACUGGGUGUAGAACUGGGAAAAGCAGUUGUUUACCAAGAAACUAAUGGAGGUGAGAUUAAAAAAAUAUUUCUCGAUCUCUUCCACUUUGUGGGAUUUAUGAAGCUGUGUUUUUUUUCUUUUUGUUGUUUGACUUUCUUUUCACCUGCAUGUGAUCUACUUUUUUCAGAAACCAGAGUUGAAAUUAAGGAAUCAGUCCGUGGCCAGGACAUUUUCAUAAUACAGACUAUCCCAAGGUAAGUUGCCAGCUCCAGUCUUUCUGGUUUUCAUUAAGUAGUAUAAAAUAAAUAAAUCACACUUUAAUAGAUGUAACCCCAAUAAAAAUGUGCAUGCAUUUCAUUAUGCAUUUUUUUUAAUUGCGGGUAUAUCUAAAACAGCACUGCAAGCCCUCCCCUUUUAACCAGGAACAGACUCUCGGUGGCUGUCCAAUCACAGACUUUCCAAUGCAGCUCAGUGAGAAACUUUGCUCUGUGCAGUUGCUGACUCUUGAGUUCAGCUCCACUGAGCUGAUCAAACCAGGACGUAAAAGAACUGGUUGUCUGACAACCAAGGGGGUGUCAUAAGGUUAAUUUAUUAAAGUGGCAAUUACUAUUAAAAUCUGCACUUUUGUAAAAUGGGUGAAAAAGGACACAUUCUUUAUGCAUAAAACAUUUCAGCAAGCAGAAGUGCUUUAGGGUAUAUACACAGGAAAAAAUAUUAUAAAAAUAAAAAACUAAUAGAAAAUCAAAACAUAGUGAAUAACUGUCUGACACUAGAUAAUAAAUUAUUCCGAUUGUCCACUCAGUUAUUCAGUCAAAAUAUGCCUUGAGAAAAACCUGCAAUAGAGUGCACAAGUUAUGUUCUAUAGAGGUCUGGAGUGUCCCUUUAAGCAAUUAGGGUAUUUAUGACUGUGAAUUGAAUACAAAAGGAAUAUUUUUUGUUUCCAUAACCCAAAUGCUUCACCAUUUUCUUUGUGUAUGUAGCAGAAGGGGAGAGUACCGUGAUGGAAGAUCCAUUCACAAAAAUGUUCCAUUGAUGAAGUCAUUGCCCCGGGAGGCUUCACAAUAUGUUACCAUACCCAGACACUCCAGGGUAAACAAAACAAGUUCUCAGACAUGGUUGAGGUUUACAGCUCAUAAGAAAAUUGAGUUUAUAGCACAAGCAAGUCUCCACUGUCGCCACCUUGUGCCUUACCUUUUGUUUUCAACACACAUAUUGACACACAUAUUUUAUUUAUUCUUUUUACUGGGCAAGGUACUUUAUCAUUGGAUGUCAGCAAUAGUAGUUUUAAAACAUUAAUAGGAGUCAGAGUGUAAUGAAUGCAUAUGUAAAAGUAACGUGCACAGAAAUCAAAGUAUAAAUCCGACUCCCAUGUUGGGAAAAUAGGACCCAAAUAGACAGGGUCCCCAUCAUCAGCAAGAGUCUGAAUGCAUUGCCUGCUGAGCCAGCUCCCCUGACAGCCAGAUCAGUGUCUUGGAAGGGAGCUGUCACUUGAUGAUGGUGGGCUGUGCACUAGGGGUCUUCCACUUAAGGCUCUUGGCCCAAGUAUGUGGCAACAGGUGUUGGACAUCCCAGAGAUCCGGUAUAAAUGAAAUAGCUUGCAAAUCCUCCGAAAUCUCCCAGAACGUGAAGAUAGGAGCUAGAGCCUUUUUUCCUGGGCAAGACCAUCCAGUGGUCUUAUGACAUUCUGCAGUAGACUUUGAGGUAGGUCUUGGCCCAGCCAUUUUAGCUGAGACAGCUACUGUUGGCGAAUUACUUUCAACCAAAUAUUGGCAAACUAUUUGUCCAGCUGAGUCAAAGCUUCAUAUGGCAGGUCUGGUUUCGGAGAAGAUCAAAGUAGGAUCCGCGCUAAAAUGCCACAAAAUUAAAAAGUAUGUGUAUUGUACAGACGGCACACCUACGGACAAGGGGUAAUUAAAGAUAGAACAGAAAACGAGAGAAAGGGCGUGCCUUUAAUGCCUUUAAUGUAAAUAUAUUGUACAAAUAAAAUAGUAUAGUCCAGAUAACUUAGCAAUAGUCCAGAAUAGUAGAGUCCACAAUGGAAAGGAAAAUUCUUGCAGAGCUGCAGUGAUUCGUCACGGGUGUAGACUUGUAAUUUCAGUUGAACAUAUGAAAAAGAAACAGAAAAACGGAAAUCCAAUGGUGCAUUAUGUAAAUAUACUACUCACAAUUUCCAGAGCUACAAUCCAGCUCUGGUAUGAAGGGCGUGAAGUGGAAUGAUCCCCACUCAAGGAUAUAUGGAGUAUAACUUGAAAUAUAGUAGUCCAAAUGGCGGUAUGGUUUUCGGCCGAGAAUAAAAAGAAUAAAAUACAUAGUGCUCACUGUAUAUCACUGGAGUAAAAGCGUAAAAAAAAAUGAAAUGUAUUCACAAUAUAUUGAGAAGACUCACUGCUCGAUGUAUAGCGUAUGGGUGGUACAAUCCCCACCUAUGGAUUCUUUUGGCGUCUCUUUGGAUGGUAAAAAACAAUGUAGUCAGGCUAAGGAUAAAAUAAUAUAAAUAAAACGAUAAAAUAAAAAAGGAAAGUGGCAACCAAAAUAUUUAGAGCCGAAAUCCCUUUAUUAUAACAAAAUAAAAACUUAUUAAAAACUAUUUCUAGAUGCGUUUCGCCUACAACAGGCUUCUUCAAGUAGAAAAUAGUAAAAACAUAGACCUGACAUACAUAGCUUUAUAUAGGGUACAUUAAUUGUAUUGGAAUUCAAAUGUUCCCGCCAAAAUGACGUAAUUAUGAUCUUAAUUAAAAAGUACAUAUCAAAAACGAACAAUAAUUAUACACACCAUAUUUAAAUACAAUAGGGAGAAUAUUUGUACAUAUAAAUAUUAACGAGGUGCUAAUAUGUUAAAAACUAUAUAAAGUAAAAAUCACGUGACGCUCGACUGGUUUCGGAGAAGGCCUGUGCGCCAGACAAUGCGUUGCUCAGAUGUUAAAAGGGUCAAGGAUAUUUGCCAAGAUGACUCUCACAGGCAGCGGGGGGAAACAGAGGUCUGUCCUGAUCCUCUGGCUUCAUGGAGAAUGAUAGUGGAGAGAUCGGCCGCAUCUUCCACACUUGUGAUGUCAGGCAAACCUAAGAUAAGCCUUCAGUUUAACCCUGAAGGAAUCUGCCCAGACUAGUCUGAAAUGUCUUGAACAGUGAGCUUGCAGGUAUAUUGUCACCAGUAGCUUGCCCCCUAUCUCGAGUAAAUUGUAGUAAAAAAACGUAAAUUGAACUUUAAUCAUACAAAGUAGGCCCCUGCUGGGUCUAGAAGGCCAUUAACAGUGUAGGAUAUAAUACAUUUUAAAUUAAAUAGAAUUUGCAAUAAGGGAAUUGUAAACAUGAAAUUUCUCUUUACAGGAAGUGUUUAGGAAAGCCUUGUUGUUCACGUGCAAGGAGGUCUGCCUAGAGCUGCCUAAACAAAGUGUUUUAGCUCAUACAUGAAAGCGAAUUGAGCAGUGAGACUGCAGGGGCAUGAUCUAUACACCAAAACCUCUUCAUUAAUCAAACGUUGAUAUGAUGACUAUUGCGUCCCUUUAAAUUACAAAUGUUAAUUGUAAUUUAUUGACAAGUAUCGCUUCUAACAUGAAGGAGAAAGGAAACUCUCAAAAGCUUGUUUCUUAAUAUGUAUACAUUUUCAUUAUAAUUUUAGCUCCUUUUAGAAAAUGCAAACAUUUUACUUACAAUCUGCUUAUAAAUUGCAGUGGUAAAACUUAAAAUAAUGCAGUAAUGUAGGUCAUAAUCAAAGGCAUGUGAAAUGAAUAGGAUAAAAUACUCACAGAAUAGGCUACUUCAAAAAGAUGCUACAGAAUCCAAAAAUAAACAGUUGUUCAUAAAAAGAAACAAACCAAAAAAAAAAGCUAAAAUACCCCUUACAAAGCAGACUGUGCCAGUCACCGAUAUCCUCAGCUGCAUCUUGCAUGUAUGUGACUACACUGAAGCUUUUCUAUUCAUGCCUGGACUUUGGGUCUGUGGGAUAAUUGUCAGUAAAACUGUGCCUGCUACAGUUCAGACAAGCCUUUGUUUUCUUGGGGAUCAUGGGAGGAUGUAUCUGUGGCAAGGGGGUAAACCAAUCUUUUGAGGAAUAUAGCUCCGACUGAAAUGAGAGCGAGAGAGAGCUGAUAAAUCUAAACGGUUCUGAUACAGGGUGCACGUUUAUAGUCUUCCUCUGCAAAGGUGCCUUUGUUUCGCAAUUUCCUCAUUCCAUGUGCCUCAAAAGGGAAGUGUUGAAAACCCUGUUUAAGAAUGUCAUAAAAUAAUUACCUAGACAAAAACAUUGCUUAUGGACUUAUUUCUGCUAAGGAAACCAUUUGGGUUAUCCCCAUAGUGUUCAUUCUUGAUUUAGAAAACAGAACAAAUUCAUCUUUAAGAAACCAUUCUACAAUCUAUUUCUUCAGGCAUACAGAUUUUGAACAAGGAGGAUUAUAUGGCAUUGAUCCGAAAGAUGCUUAUUCAUACGUGUGCACUUUGCAGUAACCGUAGACAAUUCUUCAUCUGUUUAAAAGUUUCUGAUGAGCAGUUAACAUGGCAGUAGAUCGUAAUUUCUUUAAUAUGUUGGAAAGUAAAGGAAAGUGCAUGGACGUAUAACUUAUUUUUCAAUGAUAAUCCUUUAACCACAUCCGUGCUGUACUUACAAAUUAAAAGGUCACCUUGGCCCCAUAACUUCAUCUCAAUUAUGUUUUUAUGGGGGCUGGAGUCUCGAGGCACCACCUAACCUUACAGUGUUAAACCAUUUUCCAGCACUUUAACACCAAAAUUCUGUUACUCCUCACUCCUCCUAUUAAGCUGCUCUGUUAAUGGUGAAGCAUUGACUUGGAGGCUUGUAACCGGCUGAGAACAUCAGCUAACGCUUUCAGCCAGUCACUGCCCAAGUAGCAGCCAGGAGGCAUGACUGCACAGAACUUGUUAAGCCAUUUUUAAAACGUUUAAACUUCUUUAGGGUAAGAUGGCGAGAUGAAGUGGUUAUCAAGAUGUAGUGUCCUUUUAAAAAAAAAAAAAAAUCCUUUAAAAAUAUUGGUUGCACUAUACAUAUUAUACACUAAUGUGAGCAUUCAAAGUGAAUUUCAAAUUUAAGUUCAAGGUAACAACUGUAAAUAAUUCUCCAAGUCAGCUAUGCUUCCUGUUUGGCUUUUUUAGACUUAAAUUUGAUGUUCAUUUCAAAUUCUCGUUAAUGAGUAACACUGUUAAUUUUGUCCUUAACUGAAACAAAUGGAUGUAUUUCUGAAAGGAUUAUCUCUCGUUAUAUAGCCGUCUAGGUUGCAGUGUUAAUUUUGGGGGCAAAUUUCUAUUUAGUUGUAGUUUUAGUCGACUAAAUCUUCAGUAGAUUUUAGUCGACACAACUAAAAUCAAAUGGAUUUAGUUAAAGCCUCUAUCUGUCUCUUUUGCCCUUUCCCCAGCCCCUCAGUGUCUCUUUGUGUCCUCCCAGCCCCUCUGGGUGUCUCUCUCCCAAGCCUUGGUCUGUCUCUUUUGCUCCUUCCACAGCCUCUCUGUGCAGUGUUCGUUUUGGCAGCAAAUUUCAAUUUAGUUAUAGCCCUAGUCUUUUGACUAAAAUGCUGCUUUUGUCGUAUUUUAGUCAUCUGAAUUGAUUUUGUUUAAGUCUAUUUUUAGUCGAAUAAAUCUCAACUAAAAUUGUUAGUCGACAAAAUUUUAAACUAGGUUGAUAAAAGACUAAAGUCAAUCAAGUUCAUCUGUGAAAGCCCAUUCUUUUAUGCUAUUGAUCCAAAAGAAGGCAAAAAAAACACAAAACUUUUGUAGCCAUUACCAAUUAUGCCACAAAAAGGGGGAAAGAAAAUUCCUUCUUGACUCCGUAAUGGCAAUUGUUACUGUAUAAAAUGAUGGCAUUCCUUCGGGGCUGAGGCAAGUUGUGUAACCACUGGAAUGUUGCCUUUCAAGGGCUGUUGUUCUGAACCUCUUAUGUUUCAGUCAUUUUCUUUCCAGUUGUAAAACUUCUGACCUUGUAGACAUUUCAGCAGUCUCCUGUGAAUAGCUUUGGUUUACUUGGCAAGAGUAACUGUAUUCUAUUUAGCUGUGCUACCUCUGCUGAAUGGCUCCCUGUGACUUCACAGUGUUUAUGUGAAGACAGAGCAUACAGCAGGAUGUACAGAUAAGAAUCCUAGUAUUAGCCUCAUCCCUCUGCUAUGCACAGCUGUCAUUGACUGGGGAUUAGAUCUGACAUUAUUAUCUUUAGUAUGGCACACAAGUACUGUGACCUUGAGAUGCAAUUAAAGCCGUAACCCUUUUGCUAAUCGUGCAGGCCUAAUACUUGAUAAUGUCACAAAAUAUGGGGUGUCCUAUUAAACGAAAAAAUGGAGUAAGAGAACAGUAUUCCAGACAUCUGCUCCAUCGGAGGAGGUGUAUGGGAAGAAGUACAACUUAACAUAGGAUAGUAACAAAACCAAAAAUGAAAAACCUUUAUUAGAACUAAAAAGUUGAGCCACUAUAUCCACCAAAGGGUCUCUAAAUAGGAGAAAAUAGUGUCUAUAUACCAGGUAGGAGGUGUAACCCUAUAGGACAGAUCAGGAGCGCAGAAAUAAAUCCACUCGGGUUAAAUGUCCUUCUGACAAUCAAGUGCUAGUAUGGGAUAGAUGGAAACACAGGGGUAUAGUCUGCAUAUCACUCAGAAAAUAUGUUAAACAACUCAUCCAAUGGAUAGCAAUCGAUUGGAAAUUUGGGUUGAGUACGCAAGAAGCAGAGUUCCUGCAAGGCAAAUAUUGAAAAAAAGCAAAAAUGCUAUAAAAAAAAAAAGAUAAAAAUCAAUAAUUCUAUUAAAUGGACUAGAACACACGAUAAAACUUCAGAACCUUUUCCGGCAGUUCUUGUUUUAUAUUUAUAAAGUCCUUUUAAAUAAGCUACAUGCUUUGCCCAGUGGUAGAUUCAAGGUGUGUGUGAUCCGCUCUUUUUAUAUGUUAGCUUUCCCAUAUUCUCUGCAGUUCGACAACUCCCAAAUUCACUUUGUGUUUAUGCAACUAUUCCCAAAAACAUAAUUGGCCUUUGAAGUAGAACAUUUCAUACGGGAAAAAUUCCCCAUUCCGAACAUACCUGGAAAGAGCUAAAAAAAACAAAAAAAAAACAGCCCUGUUAUGAUGUUUAUAUUUAUUUAUUUCUGUUUUUUUUUUCCUUAUGCCCCUUGUUUCUUAAUGAUUCUAACUUCCCUUUUUGCCAUUUUCCUCUAUUUUUAUUUCUUUUUGUAUUCAAUGCACUGAAUCUUAAUGCAUGGAUGCCUCCAUUUUGUUCUCCUCUGUCCAUGGUCUCUGCAGUUUGCCCUACUGUGGGAUUCUUUUGACUGAUGGUUUGUGGGUAAAUUAGCUUAGGAACUGAAACAGAACUUUGCUUAAACUCCGCCACGGAUCAUGCUCACCAUUAGAAAAGUAGUCCCUACUUUUUCUUUUUUAUAAUCAAAAAACAGAAAUAGAUAGGGGGGGGAAUUAAUUAUAAAAGUGAAACCUGCAAAGUGACAAAGCUGCUUUAAGUAUAAAUUCUUCCUUAACAGGAGUUUGAGUCUUGUAUUUAAGAUGUCAGCUUUCUACUGAAAGUUUUACAUUAAAAAAAAAAAGUACCACAAACUUUGAUGUAAUUUAUUCAUAGCUAGUUGUCAUCUAUGCAUGUGCAAAUCUAUUUUUUUUUUAUGAUUUUAAGCUAAGGGAUUUUCUGUUAACCAACACAACUUUAAUGCUUUGGUUGUGAAUGCUUCAGUUGAUUUGUAGUUCAGAUCACUCAGUGCUAUUGGUGGCUAUGCUGUGUACAUACACUUGAUAAGGAAGUAUUUUUCUGAUAUGAGUGGGUGUGGCAAUGUUAUGGUGCAGCAUUCUGCAAAACAUGUUUUUUGUUUUUUUUUUGUUUUGUGUGCAAAAACAAUUCAGAUUUGAGGAAAAAAGACCAAAAUGGUCAAAACCCAUCAAACUGAUUAAUAUUUUAUUGGUGCUUUUAUUGUAUGUUGUGCUCUGUACAGCUUACUAUUGAAAGCUUCACGACCAGAGAUAGACACAGAAUCAGUUGGCCUUCAUUCUUUAGAAGAUAUUAAAGGGACACUAUAGUCACCAGAACAACUACAGCUUAUUGAAUUUGUUCUAGUGAGUAGAAUCAUUACCUUCAGGCUUUUUUCUGUAAACACUGCUUGUUUCAGAGAUAAUGCAGUGUUUACAUUACAGCCUAGUGAUAACUUCACUGGCCACUCCUCAGAUGGCUGUUAGAGAUCCUUCCUGGGUCAUGGAUGCCUAAAAUGCAUCCAAACAUUCAGUAUCUCCUCCCUCUGCAUACAGACACUGAACUUUCCUCAUAGAGAUUCAUUUAUUCAAUUUUUCUCUAUGAGGAGAUGCUGAUUGGCCAAGGCUGUGUUUGAAUCAUGCUGGCUCUGCCCGAUCUGCCUCCUUGUCAGUCUCAGCCAAUCCUAUGGGAAAGCAUUAUGAUUGGAUCAGGCUACCACUUCUGCUGCAGUGGGCAUGUCUAAAGGAAACAGGGACAAAGCAUGCAGCUCCAGACUUGAAUAAAAGUAAGAUUUUACUAUGUUUAGAGAGGCAAGGGGUCUCCAGGGGGGGCUAGAUGGUGGUUUUAACCCUAUAGGGUCAGGAAUACAUGUUUGUGUACCUGACCCUAUAGUGCUUCUUUAAUGCAGCGUAAUAGAAUCUUUUGCACUAACUGUUGAAGGGACACUCCAGACCCCUAAAGUACUUUUGCUUGCUGAAAAGCUUUACGUGUAAACUAAGUGUGUUAAAUGUGUCAAUUCUAAAUUAACCUUGUUACACCCCAUGUCUUUCAAGCAGACCGUAAGUCUUGUUACUUCUUAGUUGUUUACCUUGGUGGAGUUAAACUCAAGAGGCAGCAUUUGCCCAGAGCACAUGCCUUACAAAGACUUCUCAUUGGGAAGUCUGUGAUUGGACAGCCAAAUAAAGUGUGGGCGAGGUUAGAAAUAGAUGGCUGGCAAAGGCAGCAGACACGAGUUCUGAAACUUUUGCAAGCUUAUUUUAGAUAUACUCCCAACGUAAAAAAGGGCCUACUAAACAGUGAUCUUUAUAAAUUUUGUAUUUGGGCAACAAGGUGUCCCUUUAAUGUUCAGAUUUCUUAUAUAGUGCCUUUUUUGUUUAAAAGCUAACUUCAAAUUCUUUGGGGGGGAAAAUUCUAUUACUUUAUGUCUAACACUAACUCCAACGGGGUUACCCCCAAAAGUGAUAACUGCCUGGAAUUCAAAGUAAUUUUUUUUUUUUUUUUAAUUAGACCAAAACAGGCUUGUUAGAAAAAUCUCCAAGUCCGUAAAAUUUGGCAAUUUUGGCCUUGCAUUUGAAAUUCACUUUGAAUUAGGCAUUAUUCUAGCUUCAGUGACCGAAUAAUCUAAAUUUUAUUAAAGACAGGAGGCGAAUAUUUGCUUUACUUUCUUUACUGAAUCCUCCCAGCAGCAAAGAAACAGUUAAACAAUUGAAAACAAAAUCAACCAAUCAGAAGACAGUAACAUGUGGCUAUGAGACUCCUCCCAACUCCUAUUUCUUGAUGCAGCCGAAACUUGAAGUCAACCGUGUAAACCAGAAAAUAGUCCGCAAAACACAAAGCGUAGUCAACCAAGUAAAUGAGACAUAGAGUCCACUGAAGAGACGAAUCAAGGAUGCCGUGAAGGACAAGAAUAAACUUCACAUUAGAACGAAAAGAAAGUUUGUGACAAGUAAUGUGUCAAUAAUUAUGCAAUACAAUAUACAUAUAUAUUAUGAAAACUAGAGUAAUCUAAACACAGUACAAUAAAACUAUGAUCAAAUGAUAUACGAGGCAAUUAAAAGGCAUUUAAGACCAUACCUGAAUAUUUCCAAGUGGAUGAAAUAAAGGGGUGGGACAUAGAAAGAUUUAAAGAAGCCAAUGGGUGGGAAAAUAUUCGCCUGCUGUCUUUAAUAAAAUCUAGAUUAUUCAGUCACUGAAGCUAGAAUAAUCCCUAAUUUUAUGGCCAGACAGGAGGCUUCAUAUUUGCUGUUUUAACGCCUGGAGAAAAAAGCAUGAGAUGCAGGUAGGAAAUAGAAGGUACGGAAAGUGGAUUCUCGUGACCAAUCAGCGGAAGAUAAAGACCCCUGGUGACUAAGGCGGAGGACGCAGCCAUGCCCUGCACAAAAUGGGCACCAAAAGACGCUUCAACGCCCGCAAGACAAAGAAGCCAUCUAAUCCAACGAACAAUCGUGGGACAGGACACAAGGUUAGAAGGACGAAUAUAAGAUACAAACAGAGGUCCCGAUGGAGCCUGAAGAGGGGAAAUAAGUAUCGCUGUAAGCAACAUAAAAAGAAGGUCAAUCUGGAAUGUAAGGAUAAAAAACAGGUGCAAAGACCCACGUCCUCUGAUCGAUCCUCUGUCUGUGAAGAGUUGUCUGUGAUAUGGGAGGGUAUAAUCCGAGUUCAAGGUUCAGUGGCACGAGGCCUAUAGCCUGUGAAGGCAGUACUACCGGUAGCUCGGCCUCUAUAGCGACUGGCCCUGCCAGAAAAAUUAUGAGAGCGGAUCACUCUGCGCAGGCAUGUUUGAGCUUUAUUAAGAGAGGUGAAAACAGAAACAUGUUUGUUGAGGUCUCUCAUGAAUUGAUCACCAAACAGGCCAUUAGCCUCUGGACUGAGUUCUUUAGAACUCAAAUCUGCCAACUUUGCGUCAAUCUUGUAUGACAUCUUUGUGUCGUUCAGUUGAAAUGGCUACAUUAGCAUUGCCAAGUAAACAUAAGCCCUCUGUGCCCAUUCUCGUACCAAAUGUGUAACCAAGGUACCGUCUUUAGAGCUUCAUCAGCAAGAAUAAAGAUUUGUAUAAUGGGGCCAGCGAUGUCAAGCAACUUGUUCUGAACUGCUUAUAGACCCUGUUCAAGGCUUUUGCAGGGGGUCUUUACCCGAGUUGCUUAGAAAGGUGAUCAGGAGAGGAUCAAAUUCAGGCGUGAGUGCCAUCUUGUCAGGUAUUGUUGGAUGUGGACAUUCUUCUAUCAUCUUACUCAGAAUCUCCUUUUCAAGAGACUUGCAGAGCCACAUUCUUCAGAAUUUAUGGUCUGAUGGGACCAACUCAGCUGAGCGGGGAUGUUUAAUGAUUCUGGGAUCGACUAAGGGUUGGCCACUAGGAUCUAGUAAGGUAGACUGAUCCUGGUCUUUGAGGGAUUAAUUGUGUUAGAGGCUUGGGAAACCAGAGGCUGAUUGACAAAAAACUCCUUGACAUAAGGAGUAUUAGCGUGUAGUGCAUCAGUGGGGGAUUCUUCAUCAGAAUACCCUGCACAGUACUCAUCCAUGACUUGUAGGUCGUAGUGGAAUGUGGAACCCUCUAGGGGGGAUCAAUUAUCUGUUGGCUGAGGAGGUGUGUGACAACCUCAGAUUUUUAGCCGGUGCCUUGCCUUUACCGGCUGAGGCACUCUUGCCCUUCCAGGGACGGAAGCCCCUUCAUGGUCAGAUCCUUUUAAUGUGAAUCCUCAGAGUCUGAGAAACUUGGCGUCAUAGGAUGGUUUGGAAACCGGAUUGGACUGUUCGUGGAAUGCUGCUAUGGCUUAGGCAAGAGGUCGGCCCUGAGGGGAGAAUCUAUAUAAUGAAGUAUAAAUAAAGAUGUAAUAACAUACAAUUAAAACAAUAUGUCAAAAAACUGAGGUACUUAAAAUAUACAGCACUAAGGCCAACGUAAUCAGAAUUGACUCACCUGGGAGGCAAGCAGCAAAGAGAGAGGAGUUGGGAGGAGUCUCAUAGCCACAUAUUACUGUCUAGAUGUCUUCCUAUUGGUUGAUUUUGUUUUCAAUUGUUUAACUGUUUCUUUGCUGCUGGGGGGAUUCAGUAAAGUAAGUGAAGCAAAUAUGAAGCCUCCUGUCUUGCCAUUAAAUUCACUUUCAGUACCUGGCAAUUGUCUCUUUAGUGAAAAACCCUGUGAGCAAAUCAAAUGUGUCAUUAAGAGCUAACCUGGAAUUCUAAUUCCUGAAGAAAAUGGAUGUGAUUAUUUUCAUUAUUUCAAAUUCACUAAGAAGUAAGUUUAUUUUUAGAUAUAGAAAUGGAUUGCUAUUAAAGGAACACUCCAAAUACCUGAAGCAUUUUAGCUUCCUGAAGUGAUUUGUGAGAAGUGUGUGCUUUUUUUUUUAUUUUACAAAAAGAGCUAAUUUCAAUAUAAAUUGUGCGUUGUUGCAUCCCUCUGGCGGUCCUGUUAUUUUCUGGCAGUUUUAGCUCAGUGGAGCUAAACUCAUGGGGCAUGCAAUUGCCAAGAGCACCUGCCUUGUAAAGACUUCUCAUUGAGCUUUAUUGGGAAGUCUGUGAUUGGACAGACACAGAACGUGUAAGCUGGGGAAAAGGGGAGGGCAUGCAAAGACUGCAGACGAGAUCUGCAACUUUUGCAAACUUUUUAGGUCUAUCCCACGAUGAAAAAAUUGAGCAAUAAAUGUUAAGCAAUACUGAUCAAUCUGUUAUCGCUUCAGACUAACGAAAGCUUGUCUUUGAAAUAUUAUGUUAGUCCAAUUAAAAAAAUAAAUCAUUGCAUACUGCAAUAGUCUUGUAUUUUUUUAUUUUUUUUUCCUUCCCAUUAGUGUGCUCCUUUAAGACAGUCAUAUGAAAUUGAAAUUCCUGCAUAACAAAGCGUAAGUUGUACUGGUAUGUUCAAAGGGACUGUGCAAAAAUCCAUAACUGCUUCCUUCAUUCUUCGUAUUACCGGUAUAUAGUAGAAUUGAGCCUCCAAUUCCAAAAUACAUAGAAACAUGUGGUACUCACAAAAUAAGUGCAAGCGCUCCUUCUCACCCAGUCUUGGGUGAUAAUACCACUAUCCCUUCAGUGCUUUACUGCCCUCAUAGUUACAGAUGAGGUAUUACACUACUUCUGCAUUAGCCCUCUUCACAAGUUUAGGUUAUGGUACCUUUUUGCAUGUGUUUCAUUGCAUCUUGUAAGUGACUCACUACAUGCAGUUAUUUAAAAAAAAAACAAAAAAAACAGUUUAGUAUAGGCUUAUUUACCCUAAAUAUCUGCAUAUUUGCACUACUUGGGGAAUAAGGCAAAGUGGAGGGGUUUGGGAGAAAGAUGCCCCUGUCAUUGACCUGUAAAACAAGCAAAUUAGGGAUAAUUUCCCACUGGUUUAAUUCAAAUUUUUAUAUUUAUUUUUAUUUUUCUUUCUAUCACUUUAAUGACUUUUAGGCAAUCCUGUUGUAUGACAACAUUGAGAGCAGAAUUUUUCCUCUUUUUUACAACUGCAAUUAUAUCAUACAUUUUAUAAUUUCCACAGGAUGCCUUGUUUCUUGUCUUUUGAGAUUGCACCGUUCUCAAGACUUGCCCUUUGAAUAUAUUAUAUCGUGAUACUAAAUUCUCACGCUGUUUUCUAACCGGCAGAUAUGCCGGAUUGAAAACACUCUUCAGCUCCUCCCCCUCCCGUGACGUAACUUCAGCCGUUCGGCCAUGACGUCACGGGAGAGGCGGGCACUUGCCCUUUAUAAACUUCAGGGAGUGAGGGGAUCUCCUUAUUACUUUUGAAAAAGGCGCCACACAGCGCCGAAACGCGCGUCAAGUUUAAUGUUAUUUAGAAUCUUAGCCUAGUCAGCUGUACUCUUUACGUUUAUUUACGAAGUUAGAUUUAGAUCUAGGCGGAUCUCCUCUUCUACUAUCUAGAGCUAGAAGCUCAGUAUAGCGCCUAGUCAGUUUACUCUUUACCUUUAUGCAUUAAGUUGGAUUUAGAUCUAGGCGUUUUUUCUUUCUUUUUUCUUUUUUCUUCUUUUUUAUUACACUUAGUCAGAAUAAUGAUUGACUAGCCUAGUUUAGUCAGCCAUCUUUCACUUUGCCGUCUGACUUUAGAUUUAGGCGUACAUUUUGAGUAGUAGCUCAAUAUAUCUAGAUUUUCUUUGCAUAUCUGUUACCCAUAUGGUUACUAUUUUUUAUUUUUCGUUUUGGGCAGCAUGGGGCUGGGUAUUUGGGGAUGAGUUGCCUGUCUGAGAAUCGUUUUUCCCUUCUACUUAGGAAGCGGGGGCAGAUUUCGGAGCUUCUUUCUAUGUACAUGUAACUCUAUUUAGUGCAACACUGUACACCCUGUCUUUUAAGCAAUCUAUCCUAGGGUACAUGGGACUAUGGUUAUAAACCUGAUAAUAGUUUGCUACAAACUAGUAACAUAUCUCUAAUACUGCACUUUUUGAUCUGUAUCUGCAAGCAGCCUAUUAACUUUUGAACCGUGGGGCUGACUUCUAUACAGAUGAUUUGAGGUAUCUGGGUAUCACCAUAUACAAGAGGAAUCCCUGUUUGAUUGUAUUUCUCUCUACUUAAAACAUAUAUUUCUGGUUCCAGUCUACCUCACUGUUAGUAGUCAGCAGUUUUUCCCGCUCGAUUUUUCUACCAUUCCAUUAACGGAUUUAUAUGCUUGCUACAAACUCCAGGGAAUUACACCCCAUCUAUUCGGUGUUAUCCCCACAAUAGGAGUUUGAUUACACUUUGUGCAGAUAUUCCCUGCUCACUAAGGAGCCUUUAGAAAUAUGUUACAUUAUAGAUACAUGUUACUUUGAAUACAUAAGCUCACACUUACCUAUUGGCUUAUAGUAUCGUUUCUUCUUUCUACUUAGAAUAUAUAUUUCUGGUUCCAGUCUACCUCACUGUUAGUAGUCAGCAGUUUUUCCCGCUCGAUUUUUCUACCAUUCCAUUAACGGAUUUAUAUGCUUGCUACAAACUCCAGGGAAUUACACCCCAUCUAUUCGGUGUUAUCCCCACAAUAGGAGUUUGAUUACACUUUGUGCAGAUAUUCCCUGCUCACUAAGGAGCCUUUAGAAAUAUGUUACAUUAUAGAUACAUGUUACUUUGAAUACAUAAGCUCACACUUACCUAUUGGCUUAUAGUAUCGUUUCUUCUUUCUACUUAGAAUAUAUAUUUCUGGUUCCAGUCUACCUUACUGUUAGUAGUCAGCACUUUUCCCGCUCGACUUUUCUACCAUUCCAUUAACGGAUUUAUAUGCUUGCUACAAACUCCUGGGAAUUACACCCCAUCUAUUCGGUGUUAUCCCCACAAUAGGAGUUUGAUCACACUUUGUGCAGAUAUUUCCUGCUCACUAAGGAGCCUUUAGAAAUAAGUUACAUUAUAGAUACUCCGGUGUAACAUGUUACUUUGAAUACAUAAGCUCACACUUACCUAUUGGCUUAUAGUAUCGCCUUAGAGCGAUUCAUAUCUGCCUGGCUGCCUCCUUUCUGUACCAUUAUAAUCUCACGAAUUAUGGUCCAUCCCCUCAUCCCGGACCCCAUGCAUUGUAUUUUAUCUAAUCUCAUUUUUCAAUAAAGUAUUUUUUAUUUUUUUCAUUCAUUCUUUAUUUUAUUUACCUUUGCUUAACCAGGGGAUGUUAUAUAUACCCUCUUAGUGGGCAUACCCUUAGUUGAGUGUAUUGUGAGAGAUAGACGUUGGUUCUUCCCUCCAUACACCCUUAUCUUUGGGUACUUCUCUAUUAGUGUUUUUUGUUGGGUUAACCCCUUCUAUGAUGCCUAUUUAGUCCUUCUUUGACUCCAGGAGUGGAUUGUCUCCAGUCCUGCGGUCAUUGUCCUUUCUUUUUAUCAAAUUAGGGAUAACCACACACCAGAAGGAUUUGGGAAUUGUUAUAGACAACAAAUUAGGCAGCAAUAUGCAAUGUCAAUCUGCAGUUGCUAAGGCCAGUAACGUUUUGUCAUAAAUAGGGGCAUAAAUUCUCUGGAUGAAAAUAUAAUUUUGCCUCUUUAUAAAUCGCUGGUAAGACCACACCUUGAAUAUGCUGUGCAAUUUGGGGCACCUGUUUUAAAGAAGGAUAUCAUGGCACUAGCAAAAGUGCAGAGACGAGCUACAAAAUUGAUAAAAGGAAUGGAGCAUAUUAGUUACGAAGAAAUGUAAAAAAAUGUUAAUUCCUUUAGUUUGGAAAAACGGCGCCUGAGGGGAUAUGAUAACAUUAUACAAAUAUAUUCGGGGGCCAGUACAAACCUUUAUCUGGAAAUCUAUUUAUAAACAGGGCUAUACAUAGGUCACACAUUUAGGCUGGAAGAAAGGAGAUUUCAUCUAAGGCAAAGAAAAGGAUUUUUUUACAGUAAGAGCAAUACGGAUAUGGAAUUCUCUGCCUGAAAAGGUGGUUUUGUCAGUCUAUACAGAUGUUUAAACUGAAAUUGGAUAAAUACUUGCAAAAACAUAACAUACAGGGAUAUAAUUUCUAAUUAGUGGGGUAAUAGCUCAAGGAGACAUCUGACUGCCAUUUUGGGGUCAAGAAGGAAUUUUUUCCUACUUUGUUGCAAAAUUGGAAGCGCUUCAGACUAGGUUUUUUGUCUUCUUUUGGAUCAACAGCAAAAACAUAUGUGAGGAAGGCUGAACUUGAUGGACGCAAGUCUCUUUUUAGCUAUGUAACUAUGUAAGCCCAACCUGUAAGUAUGUGACUGUUGUGUGCAUAACAUUGUGUUUUAUAGUGAAUUUUACAUAAUUUUACUUACCUGUUUCUUUCCUUACAGGGAUGUCAACACUGCAAUAAUGGAACUUCUUAUAAUGGCUUAUGCUUUGAAGACAUCCUGUGCCAAAAAUAUCAUCGGUGUGAUUCCGUAUUUCCCGUAUAGCAAACAGAGCAAGAUGCGUAAGAGGGGCUCCAUUGUGUGCAAGCUGCUUGCAUCAAUGCUGUCCAAUGCAGGCAAGUCUGAUAUUCAUCAUGCCAUUGGCAAAGGCUGUUCAUUAAAUAUUGUAUUUUAAAAUACUUUUUUCACCACCCCCACUCCCCCCCCCUUUUUUUUCUUUCUUCUUUUUUUUUUACUUACUAGUGCAUGUAUGUAACGUCGGUCUCUGUGCUUUCUAGAUGUUCUGUCUGAUUUGACCUUAUGUUCAUUAGUUUUGAUUAAUUUAUUAUUUGAAAGAGAAGCCCUUGUAGGCAGCUGAACCAGAAAGCUUUAACUCUUGAAUUUAUUGAGUGGAUUAAAAGUCAAAAGAGAUGGUACAAACGGACUGUAUAUUAGAGCAAGGCUUAAAAUUUCCACUAGCCUUGGGCCCAUAAACCCUCUAGCAUUGCAGUGGCAAGUAACUUUUAAAGUCUGCCUAGUAGGACAAGACUCGACAGUUUAAGCCAUGCAUAAGACACUAUUUUCUUGCAUAUAAUUUUUAAUUGCAUGGAUUCCUAAGUGCAUAAAAAGCUGAUUUUUACAUUUCCUUGGGUAACCCCUACUGCAUUCCUUUAAGAUUUCACAGCUAUAUAGAGAGCUUUGUAAAUGCAUGGUUUUAUUGGAAAACAUUUAGAUGCAGCAUGUUAUAUAUAUUUCUAUCUUCUAAGAUACGGGUGUUUGACCUCCCUAAUGGUAAAUUACCUUUAUUUAGCUGCGAAAAUUAAUUCCAAUCUACAUUUCCAAACCAUCUACUCGCAAUAUGCAAGUAUUAUUCGUUUUUCUAAUGGUUGUCCAUAUGUCAACUGUCCAAAGUAAAAUCUCUAUACAUUUACAUCAAAUGGCAGAUCUUUUGCUAAGCGGCUAAAUAUCUGGGUGUUUUUUUUAAUUUGCUUUCACUCCACUCAAAAUUGUGACAUACAUAAUGUUGCUUGUCUAAAUUUCUUGCCAGUCAUUAAAUGUCUGUACUUUACCAAUUGCCAGCAAUUAUUACUUCUCAUUUUUACUGAGAGGGGAACUUCACUAUCAGAUGUGCCCUUUUGGACCUAUAUCUCAUAUUGUAAAACUAUUAUUAUUUAAUUAUUUCAGAUGGCUUAUGCUGUAGAGAAAUAAAUUAUUAAAACUAUAAAGAGAUUCUAGAAAACUUAAUCUAAUUUGAGAUCUCCUAAAAAGGCUUUGCUAACUAGGUUAUAUGUUAGCAGGAAGUUUACAACUCUUAGUUGUUCAAGUAUAUUUUAUUUGACCCACCGUAUGUAGUCUGCUAGAAAAACAAGAUAACUCAUUCCUGCAACCUUACUGUCUUCCAAAGUAUCUGCAAUGAUGAUGUAGACACAACUCAUUUUAUAACUAUAUUUACAACACUUCUAUAAUGUAUGCAUAUCUUUCCGGUCUGUUUCUAUUGCAUUAUUUUAGUUACCGCAGCUAAGGCAUAGGUCUUUUUAUUUUUUUACAGGGCUAACACAUAUUAUCACUAUGGAUCUGCACCAAAAGGAGAUUCAGGGUUUCUUCAAUUUCCCUGUGGACAACCUGAGAGCCUCCCCUUUCUUGCUUCAGUACAUACAGGAAGAGGUGAGAAACCCUAGUCCCUCCAUGUAGAAAGCCAUGCACCUGACUUUCUGUAAAUGACCUACAAAUUAUAUAUAUCUCGAUAGUCAAAGAUAUGGCAGUACCUGUUUUGGACCAUAUUCCCACUGACUUGUAUUAUGUCUCUAGUGACUGGAACUCUUGGACUGAGUUGCAAAUCAUCACGAAGGGCAAAUCUGGUAUUCAAUGCACUUACAAAUGUGUAAGAUAUUUUACGGUAUUCUAUGUAUGAAUUGGUGCUUUCACAGUUCUGUCUGCAUGCAGAGGGCUGACUGAUAACGAGGUUGGGGGAACCUAGGCCUCAACCAUGCCCCCCGAAAUGAAAAAAGGAUAGGCACAUGCUAUAGAUUAAACCAUGCCACCAGACCAAAGAUAGCCAAGGUAGAAAUAAAUCAAAAUCAUACUGGGCACAGAUAUAAGGUCCAGGGCAGAUUUAUUGUAUAGAAUCCAGUUGGAUCCUAUCCAGUAAAUCUGCCCUGAACCUUUUACCUGUGCCCUAUCAAGUUUAAUUUAUAUAUACCAGUCUCUGUGUCUGUAAGUAACUGUGAGUGUUCCAAGAGGCAUGUUAAGUGAGAGAGUUUGGUAUUGUCAGGGUUUGGUUUGGACUCAAACCCCAGGUACUUUUUGACCCUUUCAAUGCCCUUGGUGUCAGCAUUGACUGAUGUGGGCCGACACCACUCUCAACAGCAUUUCUCCCACCUUCCCAGUGUUGAGAUGUAGGAUAUCGUAUAGACAUUGACUUGAGCAGUUGCUGCAAUGAUAGAAGUUUUAAAUGACUUGUUAGCAGAUUACUUAUGUCUGCCAUUUGUCUUUUCAGAUACAGGAUUACAGAAAUGCAGUCAUAGUUGCCAAGUCUCCUGAUGCAGCAAAGAGGUGAAAUAUAAGAACAUAAAAUAAGUCCUGCGCUCAGAUUCCCACUACUCGUGGGCAACAGCAAAGACCAUAGUACACAUCAGCCCCAACAAUAAAAGACAAAGAAAAGAGUUACUUGCACUAUCCCAAAUCCCUAUGCAUAUUUAAAUAACUUGAGGUUUUUGGUAUCUCUCCAGUGGCCGUUAGAUGUAAGCUCCCCUGCCACGUCAAGGCAAACCUCUUAGGGUAGUCCUACACUAACAAUUCACCUUGCUUCCUUCAGUGUGACAUGACAGUGUAAUUCUCUACUUCCUGGAUCCUUGACAAUUUUUAUUUAUUUUGAAUUUGCCAGAUAAUAUUAAAGACUCACUCCAGAUUCUUAAAGCACUUAGCUUGCUGAAGUGCUUUUGGUUUUAAGUGUCCCCUUUUUGUAAACUGCAAAAUAAAAGUGAAAAUUUUAAUAGAAAUUGAAAAAUGUGUAAAUUAACCUUUUUACAUCCUCCCUGGCUGUCAGUUGGAAAAAAGUUCCUGUUACUUACUGGGUUGGUUAGCUCAGUGGAGCUAACCUCAAGAUGCAGUAAAUUGCCCAUAGCACUUGUCUUGCAAAGACUUUUCAUUGAGCUGCAUUGGGAAGUCUGUGAUUGGUUAGCCACUGAAAUUCUGGGUGGGGUUAGAAUGGGAAAGCUCCAAAGGCAGCAGACCAGAGAUCUGUCGUUUUUGCAACCUGUAUUUAGGUAGACCCCCAAUAAAUAAAUGCAUAAUUACCCUUGUUACAUAACCUCCGGCUGUCAAUCAGACAACGUGUCCUGUUAUUUCCAGGCUGUUUAGCUCCGUGGAGCUAAACUCAAGAAGCAGUAAAUUGCCAGUUGUGUCUUUAUACUAGACUAUAAGCUCGUCUGAACAGGGUCCUCGUCUACCUAUUGUUCCGGUAGCAUUUUGUAAUUGCCUCGUUUAUUGUUAAAUCUUCCACUUUCAUAAUAUUGUAAGGCGCUGCAGAAUAAUUUGGCGCUAUAUAAAUACCAAUAAUAAUAAUUAUAAUAAUGCAUGUUUUUCAUAUCUGCUUAACAAUGAUUUAUUUAUUUUAAUUUAGGGGGGGGGGGGGCAGUGAAGUUUUUCUUUCAUUGAAUAUUAUUGAAUUGCUGACUCUGGUGGAGCAGAGACACAUUCAUUUUUUUUUAUUUUAAAACCCUACAGCUCUUUCAUGUACAGGGCAAUCUCAUCCUGUGAUGGUCUGGGAGGGCUCCUGCAUGCUCUCUCAAUAUCAAAGUAAUACCAUAUGAGUGACUGUACAUUUGGCAUUCCUUCCAUAGUGCUGUACGUGAGCAUGGCACUGUGAAGGCUAGAUUAAUUUACAUUGCAUACUUCGGCUGUGUUGGGACAGCCAGACAGCUAAUCGGAUUGAUAUUAAAAAUCUAAACUGCAAAGCAUAGCAAACUUUCAUUUAGCCAUCAGGAUGAACUAAAAUCUCACAAGUGACAUUGCACUGUGACCACUGGAAGCGUCACGUUCGUGAGAAACCAAUUUAUCAAACCGCAUCUCUCAAAACCAUUUUACAGGGCACAGUCUUAUGCUGAACGCCUUCGCCUCGGGCUUGCAGUGAUUCACGGGGAAGCUCAGUGCGCAGAGCUUGACAUGGCCGAUGGGCGCCACUCUCCACCUACUGUGAAGAAUACUACCGUACAUCCAGGACUGGGGAUCCCUAGUGAGUUAACAAUUUUUGGGGGGGAUUCUCAUGGUAGCAGCCAUGGUCUGAAUAUUUCACAUCUUUACUUAUUCACAUUUAAAAGAGAACUUUUUGUGGUAUAUAUGUUACAUGCUGAUUUGUGAAUCUGUAUUGGCAGUAAGCAUUUACAUUAAGAUUAAGUUUAAUGUAGUAAUAGAAUUUCUCUUUUCGUAUAUAAUCUAUUAUGUUAAACAGAAAAGUUAAUUUAAAGGGCAGCUACUAAAAAAAAUCCAUAUUCAAUGUUAAAGAAAAAUAUUUUAUAAUGCAAUAUCUUUUCACCCCUUUUCAGCUCUUGAGGUUGGGUGGGGAGGAAAGAUAGUUUAGGAAAAAUUGUUAAUCCGAAUACAUACGUUAAAAUUAGAUAAAUCACAAUACAUUAUUUCUGGUGCAAUACUUUAAUAUUUGAUUUAAAAAAAUAAACAGAUACAUGAAUGGAAAACAGAACAAUAAGGAUGCAUGGGUAAUGAUUGGGAGCUAAAUGUUUGCUUAGGCAGCCAGUCACAUUUUUCCUUCAACUCUAAGCCCUGUGUUAAAGGUAUACCGUAUUUUUUUUACAGACUUAAACUCUAAGACUGUAAAUUAUUUUUAUUUUAUUUAUUCAUUGUGAAAGUUUUUUAAAAGGACACUAUAUAGUGCCCCAUAACUUUGUAUAUUUUUGCCCUUAAAUUGUUAGUUUUCCACAUUUCAGGGCCCCCUUUUUAGUUAUUUUAAAAACGUAGAUUAAAAAAACAAACCCUUUAAUAAACUGUAAUCCAGCGCCAUGAGAACCUAGUCUUUGCUGAUGUCAUCAAGCUUGAUGACCAUUUUGUCCAACCAAAUGCUUCUCACAGAGAAUCCAGAACAUUUCAGAACAUUAAUUCCCUCAUUGUAUUUGUCCCUCAUUAUUCUAAAUUGUAAGCUUUUCACCUACCACAUGUAUUUGAAACGUGUUUUGCUAGAAUAGCUUGUCUUGUUUUACCUGUUGUUCAGUGCUGAAGAAUGUAAGUGCUAUAAAAAUAUUUGUAACUGAAAAUCAUAAUGGACUGAACCACACGAUGCUCCAAUCAGAAGCUUUUCACAGAGAAGCGUUUAAUCCAGUGCUUCUCCUAGAGAAUCAUUGAUUGAACAUCAAGAACAGAGUUUGAUUUGGUUCUGGUUCUAAGGUUAACAGCCACUGGAGGUGUGUUUUGAGACCACUUCAUUGAGAUGGAUGGCCUAGGUGUUUAUAGCGUCCCUUUUAAUCAAUGCCUCUUUCAAAAAAUUGGUUUGGUAAAAAAAAAAGUGGAUUUGGUUUAAUUUUGAGGACAACACAUAAACUGGGUCAUGGAACUUGGCACCACUAUCAGUGCUACAGACGCAUGUGCAAGCCUGAUCCAUGUAUAACACAUUGAUUUUAUUGGAAUUAUUCAGUAAACAUUAAAUUGCACUGAACUGAAAAACAGAUUUAGGCAACAAGAGCUGAUUAAUAUUGAAGAUUUCCUUUAACACACUGCUUGCUCUCCGAUUAUAGGCCUGCCUAUAUUUAUUGUCUAGGCUAGUUCAGUAAUUCUUUGUAAAGUAAUUUGGUGCUAAUUCUGGUUAGUUCUCUCAUUUGGAUUGUAAGAAAUGCAAUUUUAUCCAAAUUGAAACACCAGAAGUUUCCCAAAUGUAUUGCAAUGGCUGUAGAUGAAUACUCUUAUGCAAAUACAUUUUAAUAAAGAAUGAAAAAGCACAAAGAGACUGUGAAUGUGCGUAUGAUUGGUUAUAGUAAAUGUCUAGUGAGAAAAUUAAAGUUGAAGCAUGUGCCUAUUUUGUGCUAGAUUUCAGCUGCUCAAGUUAGACAUGUUUGGAUAAUUUGUGGGUUUGGUUAAUACAGGAUUAGUAGAUUGACACUGCCAUUUCUUGAAGCUCUCGCUUAUGUGCUUCCUGUGCUUUUGACAUUAGGCAAACGCCAGCCUCCGUUUCCAGGCAUAGAACUGCCAAGUAUGGAAAGUGACAUGCUAUUCUGUUACGCUGUGUGCUGUGUGGAUGUUAUUGACUUCAUAAGAACCUGUACUUUCCUCUUCUAUAUCUUCUAUAUCAAGCUCUACUCUGAUACUAACAAAAUUCUAUUUUUUUUUUGUAAGAUUUCAAAUGCAUGUUAUCAGGACAGGCUCAGCUCAGAUUUCUACUGAAUGUAGUAACCUCAAUUAAUGGCAGAUUAUUAGGUCAGACUCAGUAAUGCUUGGUUUGCAUUUCAUAUACUGUAGCCGUGAAAAUUAUCUGGCUAGGCUCAACUGUUUCUGGGUUUGUAUCAAAUUUAGUAUAGCUGCCUGACUCUCAAUUAUCGAGACAGGCUCACUUAAUCCUUCAUUUGUUCCUGAUAUAUAAAAUUUCUACAGCUCAGAGCAGACUUAGUCUUUACUAACAUAUUCAACAGUAUUGGAUACUGCACAGUUGUAAUCAAAAUGAUUCAACCACCAAUAAAAAUCCGGUUUAAGAUAACAAUUUACAGACUUUCAGUUGAAUAAUUCUGAGACUGGAGAAAUCAUACGUUUUUUGUUUGUUUUUUCAGUUAAAUUUGGGGAAACCACUUGAAACAUUUGUUGUUGCCCUAUUUCAAUUGCUUUUGUUUGAUUUUUUUUUUUCAUUGCAAACAGCUGAACGUCUGUAAAUUUUGACAAUAAAGCUGAUUUUUAAUGGGGAGGUUGAAUAAUUGUCAUUACAACUGAAUGUAUAAGAACAAAAUUGUUUGUUUGUAGCUAGAUUGUAUGUUGUGGGACCCUGAAUGUUAGGGAUAGUUGAAUGAAUAGCAUUCUUUUAAGAGAUGUCUUUCAAAGCAAAGGAGAAUGCCAAAUCAAAGAUGUAAGUUCCAAAAAUAUGGAGGCGCUUGGUAACGACCUUGUAUAUGUGAGGAUAAAAAUUAAGUGACAUGUGGAGAGUCUACGGCCAUGAAGAAUAGAGUAGAAAGUAGCAGGAGCAAAACUGUAGAGUAGUGAGAAAGUUUGUCAUAUUGUAAGGAAUUCAAAUUGGAGAGUUUUGCAGAAUUGAUCAUCAGAAAAGGGAGCAGUAUUUGAGAAAGACGAACUGAGUGGUGGGAGUAUUUCGUUUAGAUUGGAGUUACAUCAACAGAUUGGGAGUAGGUUGAAACAAUUAAGACAGACGAUAAGAUUCAAUAGAGUGGAUUGCACAGAUAAAUUUAUAGGGCUCCAGGAAUGAAAACACCAGCAAAUAAAAUCUGACUCCCAAUUGGGGAAUCACAUAGUACACGAUAUUUGUCAGUAAUUCAGAAUAGUAUCUGUACUGUAACAGAUUAUUGUUGCAAGCAGUAUGAAUAAUAUUUGUAUCCACGUAUAACACUCAAUAUUUUUUACAGUCUACUUGGAAAAAACAACCAUUAUGGACCCCUCUAAAUACUAGCCAUAUUGUUGCAUUAAAAUUACAUAUCCCACAGAUCAUUUUAAUAUGACACUAUAGGCACCAAAUCAACUUUAGCUUAAUGAAGCUGUUUUUGUGUAUAGAUUAUGGCCCUGGGGCCUUGCUGCUCAAUUCUCUGAUGUGUAGGCAUUAGAUCCCCUUGUUUAUACUUCCGUAGCCACACCUCCCUGCGUGUGACUUGCACAGCCUUCCUAAAUACUUCCUGUAAAGAGAGAUCUAAUGUUUAAACUUUCUUUAUUGCAAAUACUGCUAAAUUUACACUUUCUAUUGCUCUAUUAAUACCUGCAGGAGCCUCCAGUGUGUGAUUAAAGUUCCAUUUACAGAGCAAGCGUUGAAAAUGUAUACAGCAAGUUAACAUCUAAUUAAACCAUUUUUUUGAUGCAGUCUGUGUUAAUCAGAGCCAGGAAGGUGUUGGUAGGUCUGCGUAAACAUGAACAAAAGUGAUUUAACAUCUUAAAGGCAGAGUAUUAAACAGUGAGACCGCAGUGGCAUGGUCUAUACACCAAAACUGCUUAAUUUAAACUAAAGUUGAUUUGGUGACUAUAUUGUCCCUUUAAAUGAACACUUUAAUCACCAGAACCACUACAGCUUAAUGUAGUGGUUCUGGUGUCUAUAGCCUGUCCCUGGUGAUUUUUCAGUGUAAACGCUGCCUUUUCAGAGAAAAGGGUUUGUUUACAUUGGUCCUUAGUAAAACAUCUAAUGGCAGUCACUCAGACUGUCCACUAGAGUUGCCAUCUAGUUCAGUGCAGCACUGGCGUUCAGCAUCUCCAUGUUCUGUAUGGAGAAGCUCUUCUCUAUGAGGAGAUACUGAUUGGCACAAUCAGCAUGCACUAUAGCCUCACGAUGCUUUUUUAUAGGAAAGCAUUGAAUUGGCUGAAAUCAUCAAGAUUGAUGAUCUUGGCCAUGGUGACAGGGCUAGCCUCAGCGAGACUGUCGGGGCAGAAGAUGUGUGUAAAAUCACCUUUUCAGCUCAAUCUGAGUGGGGCGAGUCACUAAACAGCCACACAAGCAAGGUCAGGCAUACAUGUUUCUAUUUCUGACACUUUGGUGUCCCUUUAACUGAGCAAUCAUGAGUGGAUAGUACAACAGAUGAAUAAAAUAUAUAUAUAAAAACAUGGAUUAGAUUUUAUUCUUCUGUUUUCACCAGAGAUAAAAAAAAAUAUUACUAGCUUACACUGGCAUUUGUUACAAUUUGAAUCCAGAAGUGCAUUUUUUUAUUUUAUUUUUAUCAUAAAAAAUAUGCCCACAAAACUUAGUUGCCAGUUAGACCUAGUGGGAACAGUGAUUAUUACAGUACAGAUACAAGUGUGAAUGAGUGACCAACAAGCUCAUUUGGAAUUUUGUCUGCUGUUUUCAGUAGUUACUUAAAACUAAGUUUUUUGGCCCGAUCGGCAUUAUUUUAGGAGCCAUUAUUUCCAGGCUUGUGAUGUUUGCCAAGUCCUGAUGCACAGCAUGCUUCUCUUGUUUUAGAAAUUUUGCAACUGGUGCUCUAACAGUAAUGCAGUGUACGUGUGCUAACAUGCGGUGCUGUCAUGCAUGUACCAUAAUCCAUGAAUUGAUGAAGCUAAAAUAAAUCACUUGUUCUUUUCUUCCUCGUUUUUCAAGUGAUGAUUGCCAAAGAGAAGCCCCCGAUUAGUGUUGUAGGAGAUGUUGGGGGAAGAAUCGCUAUCAUAGUGGUAAGUCCUGUUUGUGAUAGCUGUUCUGACCACUUGGUACGCUCCUGCACUAUUUGAUAUAUCAUUUUAUUACAUUUAGGAUGACAUUAUUGAUGAAGUGGAGAGCUUUGUGGCGGCAGCGGAAAUUCUUAAGGAGAGAGGCGCAUACAAAAUCUUAGUGAUGGCAACCCAUGGGAUCCUGUCUGCAGACGCACCACACCUUAUAGAGGACUCCUCUAUUGAUGAGGUCACAUCAUACAUAUUCUUGACCAUUACUGUUUAAAGUGUCUCAACUAAAAUUCUUUAUUGUUCUCAUUCCUUUUGUUUACUCCCUCUGUGACUCUCUAUAUAUGUGUACAUACCGUGUAUAUAAUUUAUUUUUCUGUUACUUUCUUUACGGUUACUUUUCCAAUGCAAUUUUCUCUACAUGCGAAUUAUUGUAUUCAGUAUUUACUGUACAUGGGGUUAUUCAUUUCUUGGGAGAUAGAAUUUUCUGUGCAGGCUUUUCAACUUUAAACUCCACAUCUUUGUUUCCCCCUCUCCUGCUCAUUUGUUCUUAACAUGCCCCCUUCUCUAGCAGUAAUACUUUCACCUAAAUGUUAUCUUCUCAUCUGGUUCCAUUCUAUUAAUCUAGAGUAGAAAAACUAAUACACAAGCCUGUGUGUGUGUGUGUGUGUGUAUGUAUAUAUAUAUAUAUAUAUAUAUAUAUGUUAACAAUGUGGCAACCUUCUCAAUUAGACACUUACCAUUUGUCUCAUUCUAAUGCUCUGCUUUUUGCUCUCCUGCAGGUUGUAGUUACAAAUACCGUCCCCCAUGAAGUUCAGAAGCUACAGUGCUCCAAGAUCAAGACCGUGGACAUCAGUCUGAUUUUGUCAGAGGCCAUUCGGCGUAUACAUAAUGGAGAAUCUAUGUCCUAUCUGUUCCGUAACAUUACAAUGGAUGACUGAGUGUGGCUUUCCCCCUCAGCACCCAAAGGGACUGUGCGUCUUCUCUAAGCAGAUAAGGCAGAAUUUGCAAGGUAGUUGAAGGUGGACAGGAGUCUAGUAGCGCCUAAAUUGAGCAUCAUCCUGUCUAAUUUUGCAUAUACACUACGGGCACUUUCACUUUACUGUCGGAUAUGGGGGACCACUGUACACCCUACCAAUACCGAGCAGUAGUGUAGAGCAGAAAUUACGUGAUUGUGGGAAGGGGUUGGGGAUGUGGGAGCACAAGGUGAAGCAUUAGCUGUGAAGACCAACUUUGUCCAUCUAGAAGUGAUUCUUUAAUCUCUUGUCUACAACUUAACUAUAUCUAGCACUUUUGACCAUGACGGGUUAGAGAAGUUGUGAGCAAUCCAUCAGCUCUGACAUUUAAUCCGCCAUUACUGGCAAAAGACAGAAACCCACAAACUAUAUUAAGACAUAGCAUGCACUACGGCUGUAGCUUGUAUGAUUAGAGAGUCCAUGGCAGUGAGUCACAUAAGAUUGCAGAUUGCAAACGUCUUCAAAUACAUGAAAAAAAAAUAUGCUUCUGUAAACAUUCAUGUACAUAGUUGCAUAUUGCGUUGGGUAUGAAAAGGUGUGUUUUCAUCUUGCGUAUUGAUAGUUGAGUACUGUAUACAUAGCCAUCGCAUGUUUCUAAGUAAAAAGUGAAUGUAAUGGACAUAUUAUAAUUUCGAUAUGUUUGUAUAUAUCCAUCUGUACAAGAUACACACACCUACUGUAUAUACAUAGAUAAUUGUAUUUUGUAUGUAGUUUGUGUGUGUAUGUUUACAUGACACAUGCAUUGUACAUAUAUAUUCCCUGUAUAUAAGAAGAUGUUCAGGCCUGCCUCGGGUUGUGUUGUCCAUGCUAUCAUAAAGUUUCAAUGAGCCUCUUAUAAUUAGGACUCCCUAAAUAAAGUCAUUUGGCAUGAACAGCCAAAAACUGUCAAUGUUUUGAAUAAUUUUUACAUUUACACAAUUAUUUUUUAUUGUUAUAGCUGUUUUGCUAUGUUUAUAAUUAAAUGCUAUUUCGAUGAAAAAGAGAAAAAAUCCUACGUUACAGGUGCAGUGAGUUCUUGCCAUGGGUAACCUAUUCUUGUAUAGUUAUUUUGGUUUUAUACACAAAUUAAACAUCAGGACAGGCUGAGACGGCGGUUUUAAACUUUAUAUGAUCUGGUUGCAGGUUAUCGCAUGGGGGAGUUUCUCAGUAUGUUUAUUAUUAUAUCUUACCGUAUUGUUAGCAGUGCAAAGCAUAAAAUAGGGCAACAGGCUGAUCAUGUGGCUCAUGGUAUUAUAUCUGUACAGAAGCAGUGUUAAAGGACCACGAUAGUGCCAGGAAAACGAGUAUGUUUUCCUGUCACUAUAGUGGUCCUUUCAUACUCGUUUUCCUGGUACUAUAGUGCUCUGAGGGUGCCCCCACCCUCAGGGUCCCCCUCCCGCCAGGCUCUAGGGGGUGGAAGGGGUUAAACUUACCUCUUUCUCCGGCGCCCGGCAGGGGAUUCUCCUCCUCCUCUCCGCCUCCUCUCCUCCUCCUCGGCUGAAUGCGCAUGCUUUCCUAUGGACGCUGGCGUCUUCUCACUGUGAUUUUCACAGUGAGAAGCACGCAAGCGCCUCUAGCGGCUGUCAAUGAGUCAGCCACUAGAGGCUGGAUUAACCCUAAUAUAAACAUAGCAGUUUCUCUGAACAUGUGGCCAAACAAAAAAAAACUUUUAAAAUAGCGUCUUCAGCAAAUCAAUUUAAGCAUUACUAUACAUGAAUAGUUACUAAACGUUCAUGAGUCAUUAUUUCUAAGAUCCGUAGGAAAAAACAUGUGUGCAACAUAGGUGUUCAUAAUAUUGAGCCAAUGUGCUACUGUUUUGGGGCUUGGUUUUUUUUGCUCUGAAAGUGGUCAACACUGAAAUGUAUAUUUUUUUUAAUUUUUUUUUAUAAUUCUUUAUUUUACCAUGCAUGAAAAGUACAAAGCAAUGCCACAACGGUGAUUGCAAUCGUAAUGGUCAACAUAUUAGAGACAUUUGUUUGACAUAAUAUAACAUUGCACAUUUUAUAUAUUAAUGUAGAUUUAUCAAGAGUGGAACCAACAUGUCAGCUAAGAGAUAAGACAGGCGGGUUAUUCAUUUAGCAUAAACAAGCUGGCAAUAUUGAGGUAUUAUGGGGUUGCAUGCUUAACCGAAACGUAUCUUGUCUGUGCGCUGCCUAAAAUAACAUGGCUGGAUAAUUUGCUGAAUCUGCGCAAGUUAUAAAAUACAAUAAUACUGAACAUAUAGGCAACAGGCUUGUUGCUUAGAGACGUAGUGGAGGAUAAGCUGAUGGCUAAUGCCUUAACAAGUAUGACUACAAAAAUCUUAGUAGAUAGGCGUUAACACUAGGGACUCUCCAGACAUCGAGCUCUAAUGCCACUUGGUGUUCAAGGUAAUUGGGAGAUGCUGCAUUCUGAGUAAAACAAAUUAAGACUUAGGUGGUGGUAAAGAAUUUGAUGGACUUGUCACGCUUAAGCAAUCCAGGGAACACAGUGCUAGUGCUGGGUUAUAAAGCGUUAUCAUUCUGGAGAUUAAUGCAUAGGCACUGGCUGCAUAACUUAGAUGAAAUGAAGGGCUGUAUGCCCACGAGUAAAGUAUGUUAAUGCCAUUGAGAGAUAAAUAAAAAUCACUGGAUACAUAUCAGACUGUAAUUGCUUCUACAUUUAGAGUAUGUGACUUAAGAACAAACUUUAGAAAGACAUAAACAAUACAUUAGGCAAAGCGUAAGUAGCGUCUCUAAACAAGCUUGAAACGGCUGGGUUUGUAGUAUAUGACACAAUGGCAUCUGCUGGACUUGAGAGAGUCCCAGGAUGUGAGCCGGUGUGCUGCCUCCCCAGCAAUCUGUUAUUCAACCGAUGCCGGCACUUGGGAGACUGGGGGCAUAUUGGUCGCUGGGUUGCUCAAGCCUCUGCAGACAGUCUCUAUCCAGAACAAGGAUGGGGUAUGCAAGGUGGCUGGAUCUUUCUCGGGUUCCAUGUCCUGCCACCCUCUCUCCGUGUAGCUUUUGGGCGAGAUCCUGUUGCUUUCAAGUAGCCCCGAUCAGCUUUGUAGCCGAGGCCAUGGUGGGGUCUGUGGAGGACCUCCUGUGGGGGAGAGUCUCUGCGAGCAGGCCUACCUCCAGGAGCUUGUUGCUUGGGUGAUCUCCUCUUCCGGCGCCUAAGUGUUUUACCGUUCCGCCUUGGAGGUCUCGGCAUGGACCGCUGAGCUGCAGGAGGUGAGUGGUGUAUCAGAGUUUCCCCUCUUUGCCUCUGCUCGAGCUUUCGCCAGAAGGCUUCAUAGAGUAAGUCGAUUUUCGUUAAGGUUAGCUCCGUCUGGGCUCGUGGUGCGGCGAAAUGCCCGGCAUCCGCCAUCUUGGGUCGGCCGAUAGGGCAGGCUUAAUGCCACUGCAUGUGCUUGUGCCUGGCCUCAGCUCCACCAUCACCUAAGCUUGGCUUAGGUGAUGGGGCCGGGAUAACCCGGGGAGGGGGGGGGUAACUGGGUCCCAUGCUUUGUCAGCUUAUUCUGGUCGGAGAGGUAGCAGAGAGAACGGCCGCUUCUCCCAUGCUCUCACCUCCAGGUAGGCCUCAGUAGCGGUUCGGGCUCAAACUGCUUACCGGGCGCCUAUAAACCUUUGGGCUGAAGCAGAGUUGCUUGUAGGUGAACACCAGCGCAUAGAUUGUCGUUUGUUAACUCUGAAAAUACUGAUUUUGGGUUAUGUCGAUUCUUUGUCAGAGCUCACACUGCAUGCGGCCAUUCAGUUUGGCAGACAGGCCCCGCCCCUAUGAAAUGUAUUUUAAUAAAAUAUAUGGAUUCUAUUUUUGUGGAGUUUGAUGGUUAUAACUUUUAUUUCCCAUGUUUGCUUAUCAAACUAAUAAAGCUAAAUAAUUAGGAAAAUGUGAAUAUAUGCAUUUAUUCUUUAAUAAGCAACUCUUGCAUAUCUAAUUACACACUGGUACAAUAAAGGAGGUCUCCAGAUAAUUGCAAAUUGGAAACUCUUUUUGAUUAAAGAGAUACUCUAGGCAUCAAAACAACUUUAGCUUAAUAAAGCAGUUUCAGUGUACUAUAGGUCAUGCCCUGCAGUCUCACUGCUCAAUUCUCUUCCAUUUAGGAGUUAAACUAUUUCAGAAACAAGGGAUUUAAGUAUCGGACACUACCAACACAGUCCUAGGAUUUAUGGACUUGUUUGAUAGUUUUUAUUAGCUUGUCCUAUUUUAAACAGGAGUACAACCCUCUGGUUACACUAUGAAGUACUAAUCCUCUCUUUAAUUAGAAGAAUCUUAUCAUACUGAAGACAAAAAGGCCAGGGAAACUAUGGGUAAAGAAAUAAGAAAUAAACGGGUGUGGGGGGUGGAUCUUAUUGCAAACUUAAAUACAAAUUUUAUUUUGAUUCAUUAUCUAUGAUUAUCGUUAUCAUAGUUUUCUAUGAUUAUUACAGUUCACUUUGGUAAGCAUUCUUAGUAUCAAGGGUAGUGCAACUUAAGUGGGAUACUGUUGCAAUUUUCAAAUCCCUUUCUUCACUAUUUACUUACCAAUGCAAAUAACAGUGUUUUGAUUUACUUGUUCUGUUUAGAUCAUGGGUCGUCAACCUGGUCCCUACCGCCCACUAGUGGGCGUUUCAGGAUUCCAGGUGGGCAGUAGGGAUUUUCUAAUUUUGCGUGUGUCUGUAUGUAUGUGUCUUUGUAAGUGUCGUGUGUGUGUCUGUCUGUCUUUAACUGUGUGUGUAUUUGUAUGUAUGUCUUAUGUGUGUGCCUGUUUGUAUGUAUGUGUCUUGUGUGUGUGUCUGUAUGUGUGCCUGUGUCUGUAUGUAUGUGUGUGUGUGUCUGUAUGUAUGUGUGCCUGUCUGUUAUAGUGGGCUAUAGUAAAUAAUAGUAAGUGGGAUACCUAGCUCAGCCUUCCUACUGGGCAUUGAUAUAAGGAAGGUUUAAAAAAAUUUUAAAAAGGGGGGGGAAGGUGGGGAGGGGAAUUUAGGAGGGAGAGGAGAGGAGCUGACGCACAGAUGAGAAAUCAUAUUAUGCGCAAACAGAGAAGUUGUCUGAAUAUCACCGAAAGAGACCUUAGUUUGUUCCUUACGAAAAUCGAACCAGAUAUCAAAUAUUUAGUCUUGCAGCAUCAACCUCAAGGAUCUCAUUAAUCACUAGUAAAGGUAAUUUCAAUUUACUUUGUUUUCUCAUUAAACUUUAUAAAGUUAAAAACAUUAUAAACAUGCAUUAAGUAGAAAUAAAAAGAUAAAUGUACGUACAUUUAUUUUUUUCAAAACUCCCUCCUUUCUAAAAAAUAUUCCACGCUUGCGCGAAAACUGGUGGGCGGUAAGGACAUUUUUUCAACCAAAAAGAUACAUUAGUGGGCGGUAGGUAGAAAAAGCUUGACUACCACUGGUUUAGAUCAUAGCCUGGCCAGCUGUGCUCUUCUAUGGGUUUUAUUCUAACCGGAUAUAUAAUUAUUCCUUAGUGUUAUUUUUCUUCCCUUUUCCCCACCCUUUUUUCUUAGUUCUUUACAUAUUACUACUUUAUCUGGGGCUUCUUAACCCCGUAAGGACACAUGACGGAAAUAUUCCGUCAUUAUUACCUUUUAUUCCAGAAGUUGUGUCCUUAAGGGGUUAAGAUGAUGGCAUAUCAUCCCGUAUAAUUUGAAUAUACACAUAUUUACUUUUUUUAACUGCUUUAUUAAAUGUUAAGUUCUAAUUGAAAAAUUAUAGAUUUGAGCAACCUUUUUUCAUUCUUUUGUGCAUGUUAUCAUACUGCGCUACUAUAACAGCACUAAUGUUGCUAGGAAUGUAGGUACAUACUUGUGAUAGUACUUAAUGAUACUGAAUAUUUACAUAUAACAUCAUCCAGACUCAAUUGUUUAGAUGCUUUAUAGUUUAAUAUGCGCCUGAACACACUUUCUCUCGAGUCCUAUAUGAUGGUUUAGUUAGGAGUCUGGUACUGUUUAUUUGAUCUCUAUUAAAUUCUAUAGGAUGUUUCUUACCAUGUAGUAUGGAAAUAUAAGUCUAUUUGGCUAUAAUACGAAUCGCGACUCUUAAUCAGUAUAUAUAAUUUCUGCCGACUAGCAUCUUGAUUACUGUAUGCAGCUUGAAGACCUAUCUUAAAGGACCACUAUAGUGCCAGGAAAACAUACUCGUUUUCCUGGCACUAUAGUGACUUGAGGGUGCCCCCACCCUCAGGGACCCCCUCCUGCCCGGCUCUGGAAAGGGGUUUAAACUUACCUUUUUCCAGCGCUGGGCGGAGAGCUCUCCUCCUUCUCUCCUCCUCCUUUCCUCCUCCUGGGCUGAAUGCGCACGCGCGGCAAGAGCUGCGCGCGCAUUCAGCCGGUCACAUAGGAAAGCAUUUACAAUGCUUUCCUAUGGACGCUGGCGUGCUCUCACUGUGAAAAUCACAGUGAGAAGCACGCAAGCGCCUCUAGUGGCUGUCAAUGAGACAGCCACUAGAGGCUUUGGGGGAAGGCUUAACCCAUUAAUAAACAUAGCAGUUUCAAAUGGGUUAACCCUAGAAGGACCUGGCACCCAGAACACUUCAUUAAGUCCUUUAAUAAUGAAAAUAUGGUGAUAACAAUUGACUAAAGUUAAUGUCAAACAUUUCAAGUAUCACUUGAUAUGAAGAAUUUCCCUCAAUCUGCACCAACUACUUUUUAAACAUCCUCAUUUCUGGUUUGCCCCUGAUGAGCAAGGUGAAAAACAUGUUUGGUACAGCUCAGAUGUAGCUUAGAGUGAUUGUAUUUGAGAUGCAGUCAGGUUUUCGAACUUGCUUCUAAACUAUUUGUUUCCUUCAUAUUACUGGGACUUAACACCAACAUGUCUUUUUACAUUAUACCUUUAUUUGUUUACUAAUGAUUUUGGAUUAAAUGGGGGUGUCUGCUAGUUUACACUUCAUAUCAUAAGUAACUGAUUUCUAUGUUAGCAGGUCAUGUUUAACCUUAGAGCCUUAUGAUUGAUAGGGGUUCUCACUUAGACGUUUUGUUUUUGUUACUGGAUUUACAUACUAUUUUUUUCAGAAUUAUAACUUUUUAAACAUAUAUAUUUUUUGCCUUAUUAUAAGUGCAUUUGGAUUAUGUGAACUGAACUCAAGAAAGUGAUUAUAAUGAAAACCUAC